AUGUCCGUGCAAUCCGGGCGUAACGGCCCACGUUCGAAGAGUGGCUGUAGUACCUGUCGUCGUCGCAAGGUGAAAUGCGGCGAAGAAAAACCAGUCUGCGGACGAUGUUCCGCCUUGCGUCUCAAUUGCGAAUGGGGAGUUCCGGUCAAGCGUGGACGGAGUACACAGAUCAGACAUCUCGAACCGGCACCGAGUGCGCCCGAACAGUGGCCCUUGCCCGAGUUCGAAGAUCUAGUCGAUACCCAACAGGAUCUCCUUUAUACAAGUCUUUCCCCCGUUUCUUGGGCAGGCGAUUUCGUGCCCUUCGACACAACCCAAUUGACGUCGUUCCGUUCCACGCCCAUUGCGACCCCGAUCUACCCGUCGUUAAAUUUCAAUAAUGUCGCUUGCGCCAAUUCCCUGGCGCUCAAUGCGCUUGAUCUUCAGUACUUUCAGUACUUUCCUUCAUCCUCUCUCGUUUAUUACUAUAUGAAAGGUUGGAAGUGGAGCAGUUUUUGUCAUCUAUAUCAAGGCCCUGCUGCGUCCAACAAAGUAAUAAUGCGGAUGAUUCUCGCGCUAUCUGCGUGUGACAUGCAUCGCAAUGGCUUGGUUGUGCGUUCUCCGGGUCGACCGACAGCAGACGACCAUGGGCGAUAUCAUUAUAGUCUGGCAGUGAAAGAGUUCAGGCAACUUCUCGAGACACCGCGACAAGUGUCUUUGGGUGAGGUCGAGACGGUCUUUGCGACAGUCUUCUUGAUGAUAGCUUGGGAGUGGCAGUUUGGACACUCGGUGCGUCACUUACAACUUCAUCUCCAGGGUGUACGCUCACUUCUGGAAACGCACCCUCAACUUUUCCGCAUCAAAGAUGUGAAUGAUAUGCUCCUAUCUCCUGGGUCUGGUGGCCUAUCUGAUGAGCCUGGGACCGUUGCCAAGAUGUCUUUCAUUCCUGAACAAUUUUUAUUGUGGAUAUUAUAUAUCGACUCCAGCUGCCGUCCGAUGGGUUUGACCGAGUCUUUAAAUGAUUAUGUUGCACAAUCUGGGAAUCCCGCUCUACAGCCAGAUCAUCUGCAUCGUUGCGCUCGUCUCUGGGGCCGAUGCUUCUGGGGCGAGCAGUAUCCCGAUGAGGAGGUUCUGGAUGACAUUGAGAACUACCGGGCCCUUGAACUGCUGCAUGACGGAUUUUGUCUACGCCAUCGAACUUGGAAAUCCCUCGUGGACUCCGCGGCUGGUACCGCCGACUCUGCAGAUGUCAUAUUUCGUGAAAUCCUCACUAUCCGAGAGAAAUUCUCCGACCUUUUUGUCACUGCGAGAUUCGCCGCCGGUGUCUCUGCUCGCCGAACGGUCAAUACCAUCUAUAUGGCCGUCUCUACCUUCUACGCUCAGGUUAUUCUUCACCGUCGCCUUCUUUGUGUAGAUACCUUGCCUGCAGCCAUACACCAGCAGGCCACUGCGGGAAUUGUUGAUAUUGCCCAGAAGCAGUUCAUAAGCGAUCCAAAUUUACUCAGACGUCUACAUUGGCCGUUAUUGAUGGCAGUGAUUGAAACCAGUGACCCAACGCAACAAGCGUGGCUCCGACAGCGCUUAUGGGAACUACGCGAGUUCCAUUCUGAGUACGUGUGGGCACAUGGCGUUGCCGAGCAGAUCCUGGCUCAGCAAGAUGUCAGCCAAGGCCGAUAUGUCAAUUUGGCCGAGUUAUUACUCCAGCGUUUUCAUGCACAGUGA
Molecule: messenger RNA, 1701 nt
Organism: Penicillium canescens
Lineage: Eukaryota; Fungi; Ascomycota; Eurotiomycetes; Eurotiales; Aspergillaceae
Product: Zn(II)2Cys6 transcription factor
Exons: 6
Coding region: 1-1701 (566 amino acids)
Biological process (GO): regulation of DNA-templated transcription
Molecular function (GO): DNA-binding transcription factor activity, RNA polymerase II-specific; zinc ion binding
Source: RefSeq, a predicted model, not a curated record